This is a messenger RNA of Salvelinus fontinalis (brook trout), 1486 nucleotides long. RefSeq names its product F-box only protein 39-like. Gene Ontology annotation, molecular function: protein binding. Lineage: Eukaryota; Metazoa; Chordata; Actinopteri; Salmoniformes; Salmonidae. The record is from RefSeq and is a predicted model, not a curated record. The transcript has 3 exons. Bases 1 to 1467 code for a protein of 488 amino acids.
AUGAAUUACCCCGAGGAUCCAGAGGAACAGCUCUCGGAGGAUGAAAACGAAGAAGAAGAGGAGGGGGAGGAUGAAGGAAUAGAGAUAAUGGAUGAGGAGGAGGAGGAAGAAGGUGAGGCGGAGGAAGAUAAGGAGCAUAAACUGGGCUGGGCUAACCUCCCGGACGUGUGUCUGCGGCAGGUAUUCUGGUGGCUGCGUGACCGCGACCGUGUCAAGGCGGCCCUGGUGUGUCUCCACUGGCACCACGUCAUGCGCUCGCCCUCUCUCUGGAGGGUUCGAACCUUCAACUUCUCCGGCCGCAUCUCCAGGACCCGCCGCUCGGAGCUGGAGACGGCCGUGUGUUACGCCAAGACCUACGGCGCUUACCUGGAGGACCUGGAGAUCCGCUUCUCCCAGCCCCUCAACUCUCUGGUGUCCCGGCGCUUCCAGCAGACGCUGAGGACCUUCCUCGCCGCGCUGCGUAAAACCAGAGGUGGACUACGCCGCCUAACUGUCAACCACAUGGAGCUGGACCGCACCGCCUGGUGCCGCAGCGUGCGCAAGGCGCUGGUGCGCAGCCUCACCUUCUACCUGCGCCGCGAGAGCUCCCGCCUGGGCUACUUGAGCCUGCGAGGGGCCCGCCUCAACCUGCCCCAGGGCCUGGAGGUGCUGGAGGCCGUGGCUGCAUCUCAGCAGCACAUCCACCUGGGCCGCCGGCCCGGCAUCACCCACCUCAACCUGGAGGACUUCUUCUCACAGCCGCUGGCCGUCUUCAUCAGCCCCGCCUUCCCCCAGGUAAUGAACCGCUUCCAGGGCCUCUGCACUCUUACCCUCAACUACAGCUGCCUGUCGGAUGAGCUGCUGGCGGCCCUGUCCGUGGCGUGUAGGAGCCUGGGCGGGGGAGGGUCCCUGCAGACGUUCACCAUACGAUGCCAUAUCCACGAGCCCCACAUCCAGGUGAUCUGGGGGGAUGCCUGGUCCCAUCUGGCCCAGCGUUGUCCCGACCUCCGUGUGCAUAUCACAGUGGAGCGGAUCCUCGACAUAGACAAGCUGGGGAGGAUUCUGCUCAGAGAGAUCCCGCUGCGCUCGCUCAGUCUCACCAGUUGCUACUUCAGUGAACAAGAUUGGAGUGCCAAGCCGGCCCUUACCAACCUAGUGCCCUGCUACAGGAGCUGUUUACAGAAACUGACCCUGGACCUGAACAACAGCCACGAGUCUGUGGACGAGGAGCUGCUGGAUGUGGUGCUGCUAUGCAGCCAGCUGGUCUACAUGAAGGUCUGGGCAUUCCUGGACAUCAGCUUCCUGGACCGGCUGCUGCAGAAACGCCUGGAAAAUAAGAUCAUCCUAAGGACCAUCAAGGUGCGGAUCUACAUCAACAAAUAUGAAACUCAGGACGAGGAUGAGCAGCUGGAGGAGGUGUACUCUCGCUACAGACAACUCAUCAACUCAGAGCUCCACUACUUUGCCAUCUCCUACCCCAUGCUCUGACUCCUGCCUGACAGACACG